Raphanus sativus (radish) is the source of this 3041-nucleotide messenger RNA. Its product is annotated as probable LRR receptor-like serine/threonine-protein kinase At1g67720. The transcript is spliced from 14 exons. Lineage: Eukaryota; Viridiplantae; Streptophyta; Magnoliopsida; Brassicales; Brassicaceae. The record is from RefSeq and is a predicted model, not a curated record. Gene Ontology annotation, molecular function: ATP binding; protein binding; protein kinase activity. Gene Ontology annotation, biological process: protein phosphorylation. The coding region runs from base 167 to 2956 and encodes 929 amino acids.
UACUAUCCUAUGCAAGCUCCUCCUCGCAUAAAAAAAAAACAAAAACACUUAACGAAGAAGAACCAAAACUCAUCUCUUCACGCUUCCACACUCGUUCUUUCCUGUACCAUUAGAUCUCUCUCAUAAGAAUUUAAGACAAGUUAGAGAAGUAGUUAACUUCUGGGAGAUGGUGAGAGACACACUGCUUCUGUUGUGUCUGCUAGUUUCCACUUGUCUCUUCACUUCUUCAUCUGCCCAAUCUCCAGGCUUUGUGAGCUUGGACUGUGGAGGUGCAGAGCCAUUCACUGACGAACUUGGACUUAAAUGGUUACCUGACAAUCAUCUUCUCUUCGGAGCAACCGCUACCAUCUCUUCCCCUAACCAAACCAAAACUCAGUACACUACUUUAAGACACUUCCCUGCUGAUGAUUCAAGAAAAUACUGCUACACUCUCAACGUCACAAGCAGGAGCCGUUAUCUCAUUAGAGCCACUUUCCUCUACGGUAACUUCGACAGCAACAACGUGUACCCCAAGUUUGACAUCUCCCUAGGAGCCACUCACUGGACCACCGUUGUUAUCUCUGAUGCUAACGUUAUUGAAAAGGCAGAGCUUGUGUUUCUUGCUUCGAGUCCUAGCGUUAGUGUUUGUUUGUCUAAUGCAACCACAGGGCAGCCGUUUAUCUCCACACUCGAGCUUAGACAGCUGAAUGGCUCGAUGUAUCUCACCGAGUAUGAAGACAGUUUUCAUCUGAGCGUUGCAGCGAGGAUCAACUUCGGUGCAGAGACUGAAGAUUCCGUGAGGUAUCCAGAUGAUCCGUACGAUAGGAUAUGGGAGUCUGAUCUGCUGAAAAAGGCUAACUAUCUUGUGGAUGUUGCUGCUGGGACUAAGCGAGUGUCCACCAAAUAUCCUGUAGAACCCGCUGGCAAUGACAGACCGCCGGAGAAGGUUAUGCAGACGGCUGUGGUGGGGACAAACGGGUCCUUGACUUACAGGAUGAAUCUAGAGGGCUUCCCUGGUUACGGUUGGGCGUUCACUUACUUCGCUGAGAUUGAGGAAUUGGCUGAUGACGAGUCGAGGAAGUUCAGAUUGGUUCUACCUGACCAGCCUGAGUACAGCAAAGCUAUUGUUAACAUAAGGGAGAACACUCAGAGAGGUUACAAGGUUUAUGAGCCUGGCUACUAUAACAUAACCCUUCCUUAUGUGCUGAACUUCCGUUUCGCCAAAACGGCUGAUUCCUCCAGAGGACCUAUUCUGAAUGCCAUGGAGAUUAGUAAGUAUCUUCAGAAGAGUGAUGGCUCAGUAGAUGCGACUGUUAUGGCUAAUGUAGCAUCUCUAUAUUCUUCAACCGUGUGGGGACAAGAAGGUGGAGACCCAUGUUUACCUUCACCGUGGUCUUGGGUGGUUUGCAAUUCGGAUCCACAACCAAGAGUUGUUGCCGUAAAGCUCUCGAAUAAGAACUUGACAGGAGAUAUACCUUCUGACUUGACAAAGCUGACCGGUUUGGUUGAGUUAUGGCUUGAUGGGAACUCUCUAACGGAUCAAAUACCAGAUUUCUCUGGGUGCACAAACCUGAAGAUAAUACACCUCGAGAACAACCGAUUAACCGGAAAGAUCCCUUCCUCUUUGGCUAAACUCCCAAAUCUGACAGAACUGUACCUGCAGAACAAUAUGUUGAGUGGGAGAAUCCCAUCAGGCCUCAAAGGCGUGGUCUCGAACUUCACUGGGAACUCUAAUCUUGGAAAAGGUGAAGGGAAGAAGCUAGGUGUCAUCAUUGGUGCAUCAGUUGGUGCUAGUGUUCUUCUUAUCGCCACAGUCUUCUCUUGCAUCUGGUUGUGCAAAGCUAACAAGAAUAGCAAGAGGAAAACUUCAGCUGAGUUUACGAACCGUCCCUUGCAUGUUCAAAGAGCGUCGUCUACACUUAGUGAUGCUCAUGGAGACGGUGGACAAUGCUUCACACUUUUUGAGAUGGAGGAAGCCACCAAAAAGUUUGAGAAGAGGAUUGGUUCAGGAGGUUUUGGGAUUGUGUACUACGGGAAAACACGAGAGGGGAAGGAGAUUGCGGUUAAAGUUCUUGGGAAUAACUCUUACCAGGGAAAGAGAGAGUUCGAAAACGAGGUUACAUUACUCUCAAGGAUACAUCACAGAAACCUUGUGCAGUUUCUUGGUUAUUGCCAAGAAGAGGGUAGAAACAUGCUCGUGUAUGAGUUCAUGCACAACGGAACUUUGAAGGAGCAUCUCUACGGAGAGAGGAGAAUGAGUUGGAUUAAACGGCUUGAGAUAGCUGAAGAUGCAGCCCGAGGGAUCGAGUAUCUACACACAGGGUGUGUUCCAGCGAUCAUACAUAGAGAUCUCAAGACAAGUAACAUCUUACUAGAUAAACACAUGAGGGCAAAGGUUUCAGACUUCGGUUUGUCCAAGUUCGCAGUUGAUGGGACCUCACACGUCUCCAGCAUUGUCCGUGGCACAGUUGGAUACCUAGACCCCGAGUACUAUAUAUCGCAGCAGUUAACGGAGAAGAGUGACGUAUACAGCUUCGGAGUCAUUCUUCUUGAGCUUAUAUCAGGCCAAGAAGCCAUAUCUAAUGAAAACUUCGGUGCCAACUGCAGGAACAUAGUCCAAUGGGCCAAGAUGCAUAUAGACAACGGAGACAUCAGAGGGAUCAUUGAUCCAGCACUAGCUGAAGAUGAUUACAGUCUGCAGUCAAUGUGGAAGAUCGCAGAGAAAGCGUUGCUGUGUGUGAGGCCUCACGGGAACAUGAGACCGUCCAUGUCAGAGGUGCAGAAAGAUAUCCAAGACGCCAUAAGGAUUGAGAAGGAAGUGUUGGCCGCGAGAGGAGGGUUGUCAGACGAGUUCUCUAGAAGCUCUGCGCAUUCGCAGUCUUCGUCUCUGAUGAACAUGGGAACGACGCAUGACUUGGCUGGUUCUCACAACUUUGUCUCCAUUGAUGAGUCUGUCUUGCAGCCAAAAGCUCGGUAGUAGCAGCAUGAUUUGGCUUUUUUUUUUGUACAGAUGCUUCACACUUUCACUCAUGUUUUUUUCUAUACUAUUAUUAAACAACAAA